AUGAGGGGAAGAUCAAUGACAUCCCCUUCACUGCCACCCUGCCCAACCUCACCAAUCACUGCCACCCUGCCCAACCUCACCCUCACCAAUCACUGCCACCCUGCCCAACCUCACCCUCACCGAUCACUGCCACCCUGCCCAUCCUCACCAAUCACUGCCACCCUGCCCAACCUUACCCUCACCGAUCACUGCCACCCUGCCAAACUUCACCCUCACCGAUCACUGCCACCCUGCCCAACCUCACCGAUCACCGAUCACUGCCACCCUGCCCAACCUCACCCUCACCGAUCACUGCCAACCUGCCUAACCUCACUGAUCACUGCCACCCUGCCUGACCUCACCCUCACCAAUCACUGCCACCCUGCCCAACCUCACCCUCACCGAUCACUGUCACCCUGCCUAACCUCACCGAUCACUGCCACCCUGCCCAACCUCAUCCUGACCGAUCACUGCCACCCUGCCCAACCUCACCCCUGA
Haliotis rubra (blacklip abalone) is the source of this 477-nucleotide messenger RNA. RefSeq names its product hepatitis A virus cellular receptor 1-like. The record is from RefSeq and is a predicted model, not a curated record. The transcript has a single exon. The coding region runs from base 1 to 477 and encodes 158 amino acids. NCBI's taxonomy places the organism in Eukaryota, Metazoa, Mollusca, Gastropoda, Lepetellida, Haliotidae.